This is a messenger RNA of Magnolia sinica, 2068 nucleotides long. RefSeq lists its product as uncharacterized. The transcript is spliced from 2 exons. NCBI's taxonomy places the organism in Eukaryota, Viridiplantae, Streptophyta, Magnoliopsida, Magnoliales, Magnoliaceae. Gene Ontology annotation, cellular component: cytoplasm. Gene Ontology annotation, biological process: biosynthetic process. Bases 83 to 1450 code for a protein of 455 amino acids. The record is from RefSeq and is a predicted model, not a curated record. Gene Ontology annotation, molecular function: L-kynurenine:2-oxoglutarate transaminase activity; pyridoxal phosphate binding.
GUUUGAAGGUGCACCGAAAAAACCCUAGUCCAAAGGAAUAAUAAUCAACGGGGAAGAAGAGAAAGGAGGCUAUAUUCAAGGAAUGAAAGGCGGCGGUGUGAUGCACUUGUCGGCGCCGAUUCCCAAUAAAAAUAUUGAUCUGUUAAGGUCAUUCAAUUCCAGACCAUUAACAACAGCUCUCUUCCAAGCCAUUUCCAAAUCUUCUUCUUCUCUUCCCAUGGCUGCUCAAAUUUCCACCGUUUCUACUGAAAAUUCAGCUCCACAUGAGCCCACCCAAAAGACCAUUUUACCCCUACAGGCAUCAAAGCGGUUGGAGAAGUUCAAGACUACAAUCUUCACCCAAAUGAGUAUGCUUGCAGUCAAACAUGGAGCAAUAAACCUUGGCCAAGGCUUCCCCAACUUCGACGGCCCUGAAUUUGUCAAAGAAGCUGCGAUUCAAGCUAUAAAAGAUGGGAAGAACCAAUACGCCCGUGGGUAUGGUGUCGCCGACCUUAAUUCCGCCGUGGCUGACAGGUUCAAGAAAGACACUGGGCUGGUGGUAGACCCAGAAAAGGAAGUCACGGUCACAUCUGGGUGCACAGAAGCAAUUGCGGCCACCAUUUUGGGCUUGAUAAAUCCUGGUGAUGAGGUAAUCCUCUUUGCUCCAUUUUAUGACUCUUAUGAAGCCACUCUAUCAAUGGCCGGAGCCAAAAUCAAGUCCAUCACCCUCCGACCUCCAGACUUCGCUGUACCCCUUGACGAGCUCAAGUCUGCGGUGUCAAAGAACACUCGGGCAAUACUCAUAAACACUCCACACAAUCCAACCGGAAAGAUGUUCACUAGAGAAGAACUCAACACGAUUGCUUCUCUUUGCAUCGAGAACGAUGUUUUGGCAUUCUCGGAUGAAGUCUAUGAUAAGCUGGCAUUUGAGGCUGAUCAUAUUUCCUUGGCUUCACUGCCGGGCAUGUAUGAGAGGACGGUGACAAUGAACUCUCUUGGGAAGACCUUCUCAUUAACUGGGUGGAAGAUCGGGUGGGCCAUUGCUCCGGUGCAUCUGACAUGGGGAUUGAGGCAGGCGCACUCAUUCCUCACCUUUGCCACCUCAACCCCAAUGCAGUGGGCUGCAGCAACAGCACUCCGGGCACCUGAUUCCUACUACGACGAGUUGAAGAAGGAUUACAUGGCUAAGAAGGCGAUACUGGUGGAGGGCUUGAAGGCUGCCGGUUUUGAGGUGUACCCAUCAAGUGGGACCUACUUUGUGGUGGUCAAUCACACUCCAUUUGGGUUCGAAAACGACAUUGCAUUCUGUGAGUAUCUGAUCCGUGAAGUGGGUGUUGUUGCAAUCCCGACUAGCGUGUUCUACCUCAACCCGGAAGACGGAAAGAAUCUGGUGAGGUUCACCUUCUGUAAGGAUGAUGAGACUCUUAGGAAGGCUGUUGAGAGGAUGAAAGAGAAGCUGGGGAGAAAGUGAGGAAGAUUUUGUUUGUUGUUUGACCUCGCAGUAAUUAUGGAUUACGGUAGUUAAUAAUGGUUAUUGAAGUUUAAUUAGGAGUAUGGGAAUUUUAAAAGGGUGGGUGGUAUGAAAAGAUACUGAUUUUGGGUUACCCCAGCUUUGUGAAUUGCAGCCAAGCUGUCCCAUUAACAAGAAUGCCAUCGUUACCUGCUUCUUCGCGGAUGGAUGGGUUUUUAUCUUGGUACAUUUGCAUGAGUUGGGUCCAUUCAUCAGUUGGGGACCAUGGUGAUGAUAACCUAGCCCAAAAGUUAAGGUCGGUCCGCCCCGUGAGUCGGUCAAGCAUGUAUUAGAACAAUGGAUGGUCAGAAGAAAAUGACUAAUGAGCAGUAUUCCUUCCACUGGCAAGGCGUGUUUGCAUUUGCCAGGCCCACCUGAUAAGAGGCCUUAUCUGUAUGAUUUUUGGCCUACGCUCCAUUCACAAUGGAAUGCACGGUUUGGAUGGUUGAGAUUGGUCAUUGGUGUGCUUGUAUGCCGUUGACGAGUUGCAAGGCAUCCUACCUGCACCAUUUGUAAACCUGUCCGACUGUGUAUUUUAUUCACAUCAAUGGAAAUUAAAUGACUCUAGUGUUAAUUUGA